CGGGUCAGUAUCAACGACUCGGUCCUUCAAUGCCGCUGAAGCAUCGGCAUUGAGACUAGAUAUACGAAUACCGGGAAGAGGAGAGCCACAGGAAGCAGAGACUGGAAAAAGGUAAAUGAAGGCGGCUGUGAUGUGUUUUCUUCCAAUGGCCUUGGCCUUGGCAACUUUUGCCGAGAAGGACAACUGCGACCGAAUGUGCGGGAACAUGAGCGUGCCUUUCCCAUUUGGGCUGGACGAAAGUUGCGCGCGGAACUACGACUUCGUCCUCAUCUGCGACCGCACUUCGGCUCCCCCGAAGCUGUUCCUUUUCAAUGAUACUCAGGCGUUCGACAUAUCUGUGGAGAACGGGACGAUCACCAUUGGUAUAUACAUAUCGUACGACUGUUAUGACAAGAGUGGCCAUCCACUUGACGAAUCGUACCCUGACACAUCGUUCACGAUGAACGAAGACGAGCACUAUACAUUAUCGGACACCAGGAACAAGCUCACAGUCUUUGGCUGCGACACCUCGGCUCUCAUCUCGGACACUGCCGGGACUUUCGGGAGUGGAUGCUCCUCCUAUUGCCGCGAGGACAUCGACUUCACAGCCGAGAGUGCUUGCUCUGGCCUUGGGUGCUGUCAGACGUCAAUCCCCAAGAGCCUCAGGGGCAUCAAUAUAUCCACGAGAAGCACGACCGAUUACAUGUCAGUUCAGAACUUCAGCUCUUGUGGAUCAGCGUUCGUAGUGGACCAGUAUUUGUUUAAUGUCUCCGAUUACAAGCUUCCUGUCCCAGAUGAUAUACGAGCACACAUUGACUCAAAGGUUGUCCUGGAUUGGGUAGUUCAACGGGAUUUGACCUGCGAGCAAGCAAAAUUGAACCUAUCAACCUAUGCAUGCGGCGCCGACAGCUUCUGCUCUUACUUCAAGAACGAACAGGGUUAUCGUUGCUUCUGUGAGGAUGGAUACAUGGGGAAUCCCUAUGGCUACCCAUCUUCCCCGGGAUGUCAAGACAUCGACGAGUGCAAGGAUCCACAACAAUAUCCAUGUCAUGGGAAUUGCAAGAAUAAGCCUGGGAACUACACAUGCAACUGCCCAUUUGGCAUGACCGGUGAUGGCAAAGUCGGUUGCCAAAUUUCUCGUCUUGCCAUAAUUGCUGCAGCCAUUGUAGCGGCAACAUCGUGCAUAAUUGUUAGUGGCCUAGUCUUGUUCAUAUGCAAGAGAAGAGCUAAAGAGAGAUACUUUAGGCAAAAUGGAGGAGAGAUCUUGAAGCACCAGAGAGUGAAAAUCUUCACUGAGGCAGAGUUGGCUAAAGCCACUAACAACUACGAUGCUGGCAACAAGCUCGGUGAGGGUGGUUUUGCUUCAGUUUAUAGAGGAAGAAUCGACGGCGACAUUUUAGUCGCGGUCAAGAAACCUAGAGAUGUCCCUGUCAGGAAGCUAAAAGACAUGAACAAGGACGUGUCUCUGAGCACUCACGAUGAAUUCUUGCACGAAAUCGGCAUCAUUUCACAGGUGAAUCACAAGAACUUGGUCAAGCUAUUGGGCAUAUGUUUGGAGACAAAAGUGCCAUUGUUGGUCUAUGAAUUCAUCCCGAAUGGAACUCUCUAUCACCACAUUCAUGACAAGAGAUCGACUGUUCUGAGAUCGUGGAAGAAUUGCCUCAGGAUUGCCUCGGAAGCUGCCUCAGCCCUCGAGUACUUGCAUUCCCAAGCUGAGCCGCCGGUCAUUCACAGCGAUGUCAAGUCUCUUAAUAUACUUUUAGACGAGAAGUACUCAGCAAAAGUAUCUGAUUUCGGAGCCUCAGUUUUGAUUUCACCUGGAAAGACUCAUAUAGCCGAAAGAAUACAAGGCACAAUAGGUUACCUCGACCCUGAGUAUCUCAUCACUGGUGAAUUAACCACAAAGAGUGACGUUUAUAGUUUCGGGGUCGUCCUCGUGGAGCUCCUCACCGGAGAUAUGCCGACUCAGCGGGCAAAAUCUGGGGAAAAAAUCAACAUCAUCCAAUCUUUCAUCUCCGCCGUGGAGAACCGGACACUCCUCCAUAUGAUAAAUUUCGAGGCGUCCAAUGAAGGUGAACUACAGGAGAUCGAAGGCGUCGGUUUACUUGCUAAAAGGUGCUUAAACUAUAAUGGAGUCAAAAGGCCUACAAUGAGGGAAGUGGCUGAGCAACUGGCUAGGAUCAACAAGAACUUGUGGGCUGAUCAACAGAAUGACGAAGAGGCUCAAAGUUUACUCGGGGAGACGAGACGUGAUUCUCUCUGGACUUCAAUCAGUGAGAUGAAUAAACCGGAGUCAACUAAUCUUUUGGUAUUUGACAUCGAAGCAGCCACUACUAGUUCCAGCGUUUGAUUCGUGGUUUCUAGUGUAUGGUUAUGCACAAGAAACAAGUCCAAUGGUUGAAUGUUCAUCCUGAUCUUUUGUUUAAGGUUCUGUUUUUUCUUACAGUAGAUUAAUUUGCGAUUUUGAAGUUUUAAUAAGGGAUGAUUCUAGGGGAUUAUAUAUGAUU
Molecule: messenger RNA, 2486 nt
Organism: Syzygium oleosum
Lineage: Eukaryota; Viridiplantae; Streptophyta; Magnoliopsida; Myrtales; Myrtaceae
Product: putative wall-associated receptor kinase-like 16
Exons: 3
Coding region: 116-2329 (737 amino acids)
Biological process (GO): cell surface receptor signaling pathway; protein phosphorylation
Cellular component (GO): plasma membrane
Molecular function (GO): ATP binding; polysaccharide binding; calcium ion binding
Source: RefSeq, a predicted model, not a curated record